AUGGUCAACUUCAUCGAUCAUUACAGCAACUACUGCCGCGUGUUUCUCGCGCCUACCAAGGACAAGGCCGCCAAGAAGUUCGAACACUUCGUUGCGUGGUUCGAAAAGCGUUUCGACUGCCGAAUCCAUGUGCUUCGCACAGAUGGAGGCGGCGAGUACAUGAACGUUGAUCUGUUUUGCAAGGCAGCAGGCGUCGAGCGACAGAAGAGUGAAGCUCGCAACCAGGCUUCAAACGGAAAGGCGGAGCGAAUGCAUCGCACUGUGCUUAACAUGGCGCGAAUUCCAACCAGUGCGAAUGCACGCCGCGCGUCGCCACUACAGAUGCUGACGAAGCAGACACCAGACCUGCGCGAGAUCGUUGCGUUCGGGUCGAUCUGCACGGUGUAUCGCUAUCCACGCAAGAACUCGCUCAAGCAACGAGCGCAAGUGGGAGUGAUCGUCGGUCGUAGCGACGAAACUAAGGGGUACCGCGUGUUUUUAAAGAAAGACAACGUCGUCGUCGUCACACAACACGUGAAGAACAUUGAAACGAUCAGUGACGAGCAGAACGAUCGGUUGCAGCGCGUACUCGAUGACGCAGAUAAGGACGAACGUGCGAUUGCGCAAGCACCGAAGGAUGCUACAAAGAGGAAGAAGCAGUGGACGCGCACAGCACACGGCACUCGAAGCGCAUCGAAGCGUGCUCAAGUGUCUGCAGCUCAGGAGGAGCCUGCAAGCGCGAUCGACAUCGCCGCUCACCUGUACGAACGUGAUCCGACCAACUACAGCGAGGCAAUGCAGAGCACGAAGCGUCCCGACUGGGAAAAAGCGAUGCGUGAAGAAAUCGCAGCGCUUGAAGCGAACGAUGUGGGGCGUGUGAUCAAGCGCCCUGCCGGUAGCAACGCGCUGCAUAGCAAGUGGGUUUACAAAACAAUAACCGAUGCACAUGGCGACCUGGAGCGCUACAAGGCUCGACUGGUCGCAUGUGGCAAUGAACAGGUGUUCCGCAUCGACUACCAGCUCACCUUCGCGGCCGUAAUGGACAUGUCGACCGUGAAGGUUAUUAUCGCGCUUGCAGCAACAUGCAAUGUGCCAGCCAAACACGGGGACAUUCCAAAUGCCUACGUUCACGCAAAUAAGGAAGCGAACCUCGAGAUCCUGCUUAAAGUACCACGCGGCAUGGAGGUGAACGACACGACGUUGCAGCAAUUAGGAGCAAAGGACAAGCAAGGUGUCGUGCUGCAGCUCAAGAAGAGCUUAUAUGGGUUAAAGCAGGCGGGACGCCUGUGGAGCCAGUUGCUACACUCAAGCCUCACCGAUGCCGGUUUCCUACGUUGUUGCUCGGACAUGUGUUUGUACUGGAAGAAUGAAGGAGCCGAGCUCGUCGUCGUAGGAGCGUACGUCGACUAUUUCCUCGUGACCGGCACCAGCACUGCAGUUGUCGAUCGUUUCUUUGUGAGCUUAUCGACACUCGCGAUUAAGGAUCUCGGCGAAGUAAGCAAGUUUCUGGGAAUGCGCGUCACGCGUGACGGCUCAAGCUACACGCUUGAUCAAGAGGAAUCGAUCAAGGACCUGCUGCGCGAGCACGGCCUCGAGGCGGCGAACCCGACGCGCGCUCCAAUUAGUGCCGACUGCUACGACGCCGACGAAGGCGACAUGAAGAUGCUAAAGGUCUUGUCGUCGUCUGGAGAGCCAACAGUGAAGUCGUUCCAGUCGCUCGUCGGCAGUUUGCUUUGGAUAGCACGUUGCACGCGUCCAGAUGUCGCGUUUGCGGUGCAUAAAGCAACUCGACAGACGCACGCACCUCGGCUCAAGGACUGGAAGUUGGCGAAGCGUAUUGCUCGCUAUCUCAAGGGCACAACUGCCUUGAAAUUGAUCAUGACUCCAGUGCAUGACGCGAGCUCUCCAAUUACGCUCGAGGCGUACAGCGACGCUGAUUACGCCGCGGACAAGAGCGACCGCAAGUCCCUAACUGGCAGUGUCGUGCUCGUGAACGGCAUGGCUGUCAGCUGGGCGUCGCGCAAGCAAGGCGGCGUGACACUCUCGACCAUGGAGGCCGAGUUUGUGGCCGCGUCGGAGACUGCACGAGAACUUCUCGGCAUUCGAGAGAUGCUCGGUGAGGUGGGCAUGGCACCUGAGCUGACCAUGACGCUUCAUGUUGACAACCAAGCAGCGAUACGACAGCUCGACGGCGAAGCGACAUCGAUGAAGGCGAAGCACAUCGACGUGCGAGUCAAGUUUGUGUGCGAUUUCGUGCGUCGUGGCGUGAUCAAGGCUCAAUACGUCCACACAGACGAACAGCUUGCCGACGCACUGACAAAAGCCCUCGACGCGCCAAGCUCGCAGCGAUGA
Messenger RNA from Peronospora matthiolae, 2331 nucleotides. The record is from the annotation of a GenBank genome assembly. Lineage: Eukaryota; Oomycota; Peronosporomycetes; Peronosporales; Peronosporaceae.